AUAACGUGAACCAAUCAAAACAAGUCUCUCACAUUAAUUACCCAAAACAUCCUCCACUGCUAAGCAGAGAGAUGUCGACGAAGUGAUGUCUGCUUGAGCAGCUUCACUCGCACUUCUUAUAUUGGGAGGAAAAAAAAUAACAGAAAGCAAAGUUUCGAGAGCUUCUCAGGCAAGUGAUAACAAUUAAACCAUGAGAAGCGACAGGGAGGAAGAUCCAAAGAAUGCUACUGUUGAUUCAAGAUUCAACCAAACUCUCAGAAAUGUUCAAGGGUUGCUAAAGGGACGCAGUUUCCCUGGCAAAGUACUGAUUACACGGAGGUCAGACCCAGUGGAUAACUCAAUAGUGAGAUCUCCGGAUAAUCAUGGCAGUCUAAGAGAUAGUGAGACGGGACCAAGCCAACAGACAGAUGGAUCUUUUGAGGAUGAGCUGCAAAAGAGAAGCAAUCUGAAUGCUAGCUCAUCCGCUAGCCAGUCAAAAUCGUCCACGUCAAAUUCAGAACACACGUCCAACGAAGUACAGAAGCCAUCGAUGGGCUCAAGAGCUACUGAUUCAGCUAGGCUAAUGAAAUUCACCAAAGAAUUAUCAGCGCCAACUGUUAUUCUAGAAAAAUUGCGUGAAUUAGCUUGGAAUGGUGUCCCGUCAUAUUUGCGACCCAACAUAUGGAGGCUUCUUUUGGGAUAUGCACCCCCUAAUUCAGAUAGAAGGGAGGGAGUUCUGAGAAGAAAGCGUCUAGAUUAUCUUGAUUGUGUUGCUCAGUACUAUGACAUUUCAGAUAUUGAGCGCACAGAUGAAGAGAUCAACAUGCUUCGGCAGAUUGCUGUUGACUGCCCUAGAACGGUGCCUGAUGUUUCUUUUUUCCAACAAGCACAAGUUCAGAAAUCCCUGGAGCGCAUACUCUACAUUUGGGCCAUCCGGCACCCUGCCAGUGGAUAUGUGCAGGGAAUAAAUGAUCUUGCAACACCAUUCUUAGUUGUUUUCUUGUCAGAACACUUAGAAGGGAGCAUUGACAAAUGGAUGAUGUCUGAUCUGCCUUCUGAGAAAAUAUCUAACAUAGAAGCUGACUGUUAUUGGUGUCUAUCAAAAUUGCUUGAUGGGAUGCAAGACCAUUACACAUUUGCUCAACCAGGAAUCCAGCGCCUUGUGUUUAAGCUAAAGGAGUUGGUUAGACGGAUAGAUG
This is a messenger RNA of Nicotiana attenuata, 1178 nucleotides long. Its product is annotated as TBC1 domain family member 22B. Gene Ontology annotation, biological process: activation of GTPase activity. The record is from RefSeq and is a predicted model, not a curated record. Gene Ontology annotation, molecular function: GTPase activator activity. NCBI's taxonomy places the organism in Eukaryota, Viridiplantae, Streptophyta, Magnoliopsida, Solanales, Solanaceae.